AUGCUCCUCGCCUACUUUGAGGCUCUUUCUGGCCAAGCAUGGUCCGAAUUUCCGGAGAAGACCCCGAUCAAACCCAUUCUAACCUCCUCAUUAUCUGCUGCGUGGACUCGCCACGUUGAAGGUGCGUAUGCAUUACUCACUAUGCGACGGGAUCGCUCAAACCAGUCGCGGGUGAGUGCGUGCCUCAACUACCAUGUCAGCAAUACCGUUCGUGCUCGUUGUGUGCAACAACACAUACGCAUAAAUCCGAAAAUAACUUCGCCCAAUCUCAUAGCUCCGUCAUUGCUCGGAGAAGAACAAGACCGUCACUUUCUCCUUCUUAUUGAGACAUAUGCGCAGCUCAGGGCCGCCAUGCGUGAGGGUUCACUCAAUGAUCCUACUGAGAUCAUCCGCCGUGCUAGACUCAUUGAUAGCCGGGCUGUCUCCAUGACCAAAGAUCUUGAGGUUUCGGCUUGGAGGUUCGACAUUGUCACCACGACUCGCGAAGUUGCCGGAGUGUACAGGAACAGAUAUCACCUUUACGCGGAUCACCGAGUUGCCCAGCGAUGGAACACCAUUCGGAUGACCAGGAUGAGCCUCAACGAGAUAAUGUACGAUCAUGCCCAGCAACACCGGGAGCUGUCUGACCAAUGUGGCCGAUUCGCCAGGAUAGUCGAACAGAUGGCUACUGAUAUCUGCCAAUCUUCAUCGCAAUUCUUGACAGCAUCUGGAUCGUUGCGUGGAUGCUCGCCAACCCGAUCGAGCAUUGCAUCUUCAUAUUUUCUCAUAUGGCCUCUGUUCAACUCUGCCGCAACUAAAUUGUCCCCAGACUCGAUAAAUACGUUUGUCAUUGACAGACUGCACUACCUUCACCGGGAAAUGAACAUACCACUAGCAAGAACGGCGGCGCGAAUGUUGCAAGAAGGAGACGUAGACGAAGACUGGAUGCACAUGAUGCAUCUGUUCUGA
Exophiala xenobiotica is the source of this 948-nucleotide messenger RNA. RefSeq lists its product as uncharacterized. NCBI's taxonomy places the organism in Eukaryota, Fungi, Ascomycota, Eurotiomycetes, Chaetothyriales, Herpotrichiellaceae. The transcript has a single exon. The record is from RefSeq and is a predicted model, not a curated record. Bases 1 to 948 code for a protein of 315 amino acids.